AUUAUUCCGAAGUACGGGAAAAGAUGGCGACGUCCACAGCGCCAUACGACCAGUGGUUGGCAGACAAAUUGUUGUCGCUGAACCCUGAGGUAGACACAGAUGUCUUCGUUAUGUAUAUCAGUAGUAUGUUGGAUGAAGACUCACCUGCCGACGAAAAACGAGAGUCAAUACUUGAAUUGUUGGCCGAGGUUUUGGAAACUGAUCGUGAGCAAGCCUGUGAUGAAAUUAUGAAGAAAUAUGAUGAAACGCACAACCAAAACACAAAUAAGAAUAAAGAAUCAGCCCAGAAAAAUAUUGCAGACCAAUUGUCAAACAUGUUGGAGAAACAGACAAUAGAAUCUGUGAAGGUCAAAGAUACGACCUCUGACGAAGCUCGGGCCAGGAAGGAGGCUAUAUUGGCUCAGUAUUCUACAGUAUCAGAUGAAGAAGACGAGGAUGGAAUGUCCAGCCAUGCUGGGACUACAGGAGGAGCUGGAGCCACAAGUGGUGCUACAAGUGGUGCUUCAGGAGACUCUCUGUUGAUGAAAAAUACAAAUGCGGAGAGUGUUGGACAGAUCGAGAAGGAAAAACGAGAGAAGGCUAAAGAAGAAUCAGACAAAAAGAAAGAAAAGGAUAAACAAGAUCGAGCCCAACAAAAACAGAAAAAUGUAGACAGAAAAGAAGCAGAGAAAAAACGUACACAAAAAGGAGAGAGAAGAAGAUAGCAUCCUUCAAAGACAACAUUAGAACUAUUUAUAUACCAUUAUAUCUCAGAAAUGUCAAAACCACAGCAAAACUACAGAAAAUACUGGAAAUCAUUUUCCAAAAUAAAAAAAUAAAUCACCACAUGCUUCCAACAUACUGACACAUCUACUCUAUAAUAUGUUAGAAAGUAUUUGUAGAACUCUACAAAUAUUACAGAUUAUGUUUUUAAUAUAAAUAUGACUUAUUAAUAGGAAUAAAGGGGAGGUAAUUUGCUAAUGCUAAAACAACCUUUUUUCACUGAUCUAAUAGAAAAUCUAAAUAAAAAUUGUUUUAUAUUUUUACAUGUGAAUAAGACUUCUCUACAAUUUUCAUCUCAAUGAGAUAUACUAUUAUAUGGUGUUGCUUUUCUGGCCCUUCACUUAUGCGAUAGCCUCCAGAAUUUAAUGUUCAGUGACUCUGGAAAUAGGGGAUGCUGAAUCUUGUCGUGCUAUAGUAGGAAGGAGAGACAUUUUGUUGUGUGUGCUUAUAAUUUAGACAAUGGGGAAAUAUGGCAAUGUUAUGGAUUACAAAUAGGAGUAACCAGAAUCUUUUAAUGAGAUAACAAGGAAAUCUUGUCCAAUACUACCACGUCCAUUCACUGUACAUGUAUGUACAAAACAACACUUCACAUUUAUUUACCCAAUGUGCUGUCAUCAAAAGUUGUGAAUCUUGUGUAUCUGGGUACUAAACAUUGUGUGCCAAUAAUAUUUAUCAAGUAUACUAUGUACACUACAACACUACACAAAAGUUGUGGAUCUGGUUCAAGUGCACCCACGUCACUAAAUAUUAAUCUACGUUAGCCAAGUGUGAAAGCAGAGUAGUAAACACACUUUGGCUUGUGAAGAUGCUGAACAUUUUUAUCCAAAAUCUUGUUCAAGUUUAGAAAGUAUUACUAUUACAAACAGCUGUAUCCAUUAUUUCACAAUGACAAGAAAAAGGCACCAGGAAACCAGAUUACCCAGUUCUAGUUAAUGUAGUGAGCAAACAUACUAAAACAGGUCACAAGAACAAUACAAUGCUAUAUUAAAACUCCACUAGGAGUUUCGGCGACUUUAUUUUUGAUACCUAAAGAUAUUUAUUGUGUAUAAGUAGGACAAACACCUUUCUAAACAUGACAUUGUGGAGAUGUUUUAGUUUUAUCACAUAAUUGUACAUUAAUUUAUGUGUUUGUGACAUUGUAUAAAACAUUUGAUGUACUCUUGUGAAUUAAGUCACUGUAUUGAUUAUGGUAACUGGAUGGAUAAUGAUCAGAGGUUUUAAAUUACUACUAAAUGUGAAUAUGGUUGUCUAAAAUAUUAUGUUAUAUGAUUUAAAACCAGUCUGUAAUUACUUUCUGAUUUGAAAAGAUAUUAAGUCUGAAAGGCUUGAAAAUGUAGAAUUGUCUUCUCAAAUAAAUUAUUGUAUUUAUCUGCAAAUAAGCCUCUGUCGACAAAUAAGCCAUCUUCUUCAUUUUGGCGGAAUCAUCAAUUUUAAAAUACUGGAACACAUCUAGUAUGUAUUAAUGCUAAGUAGGUCACAGAAUUAAUGAGCCUCCAACUCAAACGUUCACACUUACAUUCUAAAUUAGGUGAUGGGGCUUAUUUUAAGAUAAAAAGCAUAAUAUGAAUAAUUUAAUCACAAACAUACAUGUAAAAGGAAAUGUGUUGAUUCCAGUUUUGAAAUAUAUUCUAGUAAUAACUAAUAAGCAUUAUAUGUUAUCAUUUUUUCCUUAAGAAAUGAAGAAAUUUAAAGUGAUGAACUUCCUGAAAAACAUAAUAUCUAUGAUAUUCCCACACAAAACAUCGUCUGUUUUAACUGAUAUAAGUAUACAAAGUGUAAAGAAAAACAUAUGAAACAUUAUUUUAAAUUGAAUAUUACACAAGAAAUGCAUUUAUUGUAUGUUGACAAUCAGAAGGUAUUAACAGUAUGAUAAUAAUGAGCUGACAGAACUUGUCAAUUCCUGCUUAAUUAACUGUAAAAACAAGACCAUAUAAGGUAUUGUAUCAAUUUAUGAAUUAACCUGGAGAGUCAUACCCCUGAAUUCUGGACAUAUGUUUUCCACGUACAUGUGUAUAUCAUAAAUCUUAUUACUUCAAUUAUUCACUGAAAAAUAUUUUUGAAUUUGACUACAUGUGUUUUUUGGAUUUCUCCCUGUUUUUUUUUUAUUGAAAAAUGAUUGCUAAGGGUCCAUUGGAUUGUUUAGCCCAGUAUUAGUGAAAUGGUCCUCAUCUGGUGCUGUUGUGAGGACAGGGCACAGGAAAAUGUGUAUUGUAGAGGUUAUUUGGCAAAUUUGCUUAAAACCUAAAAAACCAUUUGAUAAUGAUUCCUGAUUGGUAUCCAUACAAAGAAACCCCAUAUCCCUGCAUGUUAAAACUCAUUAAGCUUUUAUGACAGGGUAUUGAUGUGGAUAUUUUUUUUAUUUUUUCCUAGCCUUUUACUUUUUCAGAAUAAAACAAAAUAAAUUAUGCUAAAAAUGACAAGAAAAGGCAUAAAGUAUAAUGUAUCAUUGUUUGGAUUUUGUUUGCUUGUUUGUUUGUUGUUUUUUUUUUUGGGGGGGGGGGGGGGGAAGGUUCUUAUUUGGCUUUUUUGAAAUUAAGGGUUUUAACUGUGAAGAGAAACUAUAUAUAUACACAUAUAUAUAAAUAGUUUGAAAAAGGUUAGAAUAAACAUACGGUAAAUGAAAUACUACCAGUGUAUAACCUUGAAAAGAGGAUGGAGAAUUCAAUGUGCAGUACCGUAUGGAUAGUGAAGGAACAAUACACAUCGGUUUUUGCUGAAUAAAAACGUCAACUGUAAA
This is a messenger RNA of Pecten maximus, 3499 nucleotides long. RefSeq names its product coiled-coil domain-containing protein 43-like. The transcript has 5 exons. The coding region runs from base 24 to 704 and encodes 226 amino acids. The record is from RefSeq and is a predicted model, not a curated record. Lineage: Eukaryota; Metazoa; Mollusca; Bivalvia; Pectinida; Pectinidae.